This is a messenger RNA of Podospora anserina S mat+, 528 nucleotides long. RefSeq lists its product as uncharacterized. Bases 1 to 528 code for a protein of 175 amino acids. Lineage: Eukaryota; Fungi; Ascomycota; Sordariomycetes; Sordariales; Podosporaceae. The record is from RefSeq and is a predicted model, not a curated record. The transcript has 2 exons.
AUGAGUUCAGAAGCAUGCUGCCCUCUCCACCUACCGCAAACACCCACAGUCUUACUUCGGAACCCUGGGUGUUGGCCCUGGGCGAUUGACACUGUCGAGAUCUGCUUAGGCACUCUCUGUAGUGUUGUCACCUGGGAAUACACCGUUCAAAACGAUAUCAAUCGAGGAUACAGCAGACAGCAUGCAGACCAACCCACCACCACCACCGAUGACUUCCUUUUUCAUCCAUCCCCGGGGCUGAUGCUCUUCUCAUGCCUGGUCUUUGGUUGCGCCGUGUCUUCGUUUACCCAGCGACGACAGAGCCAAGAUCCUCUUCAACUAUUUGUGUACACCACGCUUCUCGGUGCUGCAGCUCUUGUUGGAUAUGCACGUCGAGAGAGCGCCCACCUGAUCCUCCUGGGGUACUUACCCUGGGCCACAUGCGCGGCUAUGACCCUAAGCAUCUCAGGACAUAGUCUGUACAGGUUGCUCAAGACUGGUUCUGGAGCGACCAAGGACGAAGAAAAGGCCCAACUUCUCGGUGGUUGA